AUGACAGCCUCCAUUUCAAACCCGGCAAACUUCUCAGGACCAGCUACCCAGGUGCAAGCCAAUCGAGUACGAACCCAAGCACACAUCACCCCCUCAAUGGACUUUGGCCCCUACGAAGAUAGUAACGUUAAAGACCGUAGAAAGCUUCCUUUCGAAGUUCAGUGGAGCAUAUCUUUCCGAAUGUUUAGAACACUUGAGAAUGCCAUAUUCGAUUUCACAAAGAAGUGGGCACCUAACGCUCUGGCGAUGAACGACUUUAUUUCGGGGAAGAAGGUAGAGCUCAAUUUCUGGGAGCGAUUCCUAGCAACACCUAUCGUUAACCCGAUCGCAUUCGAGAACCAGGGCAGUGUCCCGCGAUUUCAUCAACUGCUGGAUAGAUUGAAAGAGGUUCGACACACUUUUGUUCACAGAAAGGAGCCACCAGUCCUUUACCUUGAGCGUAUGCUUGCAGAUAGUAUAGAAUUAACCACGAUGAUUGGAGAUGAGACCCGUGCACACAAACUGGAUCAGAUAUAUCAAAUGGUUCACUAUAUGGCUAGUCUUCUGAGGGAUCAGAUAUCGAAUGAGACAAAGACAAUACUCGAGGACCGACUUCAGGCCGGUAGACGGGCGCAGGACAUGUCUAUUGACUGGCUAGAGUCCAAUAGGCUCAAGAAACAGGAAAUCGAAAUCAAAAGAGAUUUAAGUCAUGACACGGCGAGCUUUGAAGCCUUGUAUUCCAAUACAUUACAAGCUUUGGAGAUGAUGCAACCUCUGACAGACACUCUUACUGACGACUAA
Molecule: messenger RNA, 780 nt
Organism: Botrytis byssoidea
Lineage: Eukaryota; Fungi; Ascomycota; Leotiomycetes; Helotiales; Sclerotiniaceae
Exons: 1
Coding region: 1-780 (259 amino acids)
Source: RefSeq, a predicted model, not a curated record